UAUUCUCUCCUGCUUUUUCAGCCCCCGCCCCUCCGGCUCACUGCUGCUGUGGCUUUUCCUCCGCGGGUUCCCUCUGCUGGCGGAGGCGAUUGCGGGUCCGCGCGUUCCAUGGCCGGCGGCGGGGUACCAUGACCGACUACGGGGAGGAACAGCGCAACGAGCUGGAGGCCUUGGAGUCCAUCUAUCCGGACUCCUUUACAGUGUUAUCAGAAAAUCCAACAAGUUUCACUAUCACUGUGACAUCUGAAGCAGGAGAAAAUGAUGAAACUGUUCAGACGACCCUCAAAUUCACCUAUUCAGAAAACUAUCCAGAUGAAGUCCCAUUAUAUGAAUUGCUUUCACAUGAGAAUCUUGAGAAUAAUGAUAUUACAGACAUAUUAAAACUACUGCAGGAACAGGCAGAGGAGAAUCUAGGCAUGGUAAUGAUCUUCACACUGGUGUCAGCUGUGCAAGAAAAAUUGAAUGAAAUAGUAGAUCAGAUAAAAACUAGAAGAGAAGCAGAAAAGAAACAGAAGGAAAAAGAGGCAGAGGAGGCAGAAAAGCAAUGUUUUCAUGGCACCCCUGUCACUAUUGAAAACUUUCUACGUUGGAAGGCAAAUUUUGACUUGGAGCUCUUAGAGAUUAAAAGAAAAAAGAUGAAAGAAGAAGAACAGUGUGGCAAAAAUAAAUUAACAGGAAAGCAGCUGUUUGAGACAGAUCAUAACCUUGAUACAUCUGAUAUUCAGUUCUUAGAAGAUGCUGGAAACAGUGUGGAAGUAGAUGAAUCGUUGUUCCAGGAAAUGGAUGACUUGGAGUUGGAGGAUGAUGAGGAAGAUCCAGACUACAACCCUGUUCAUCUAGACAGUGACUAGAUCUGGGAUUACUCUACUAGCUAUUUUGAUCCACAGGUUUGGACACUUGUACCCAGAAACAUGCACACAUGAUUUGGAUCUCUUUUUCUUCAAAGAAGAGGGUGAAGUAUUUUAAUAUCAGGAGACUUCUUUUCUGGUGGCUUUCAGCCCAGGUAAUAAACAGACUUUAACAUUUGA
Messenger RNA from Candoia aspera, 1028 nucleotides. It is a transcript of the gene RWDD1, whose product is annotated as RWD domain containing 1. The record is from RefSeq and is a predicted model, not a curated record. Gene Ontology annotation, molecular function: protein binding. The transcript is spliced from 7 exons. Bases 129 to 851 code for a protein of 240 amino acids. Gene Ontology annotation, biological process: cytoplasmic translation. NCBI's taxonomy places the organism in Eukaryota, Metazoa, Chordata, Lepidosauria, Squamata, Candoiidae.